Molecule: messenger RNA, 5050 nt
Organism: Pungitius pungitius (ninespine stickleback)
Lineage: Eukaryota; Metazoa; Chordata; Actinopteri; Perciformes; Gasterosteidae
Product: nuclear factor of activated T-cells, cytoplasmic 1-like
Exons: 10
Coding region: 148-2931 (927 amino acids)
Biological process (GO): regulation of transcription by RNA polymerase II; calcineurin-NFAT signaling cascade; cytokine production
Cellular component (GO): transcription regulator complex
Molecular function (GO): RNA polymerase II cis-regulatory region sequence-specific DNA binding; DNA-binding transcription factor activity, RNA polymerase II-specific; transcription factor binding
Source: RefSeq, a predicted model, not a curated record
CCUUCUCCAGCGCGCCCGUCACGAGCGAUGCGCUCAUUUCACGGUGCGUGAAGUCAUUCGGCUCCUGGCGAGAAAAAAAAAGGUGUCGCUCGGCGUUGCUGGUUGUACAGCCUUCCUGUCCGGAGAAAGUUGCGCAUCGCUUGUUGAAUGCAGGAUACCUUCUGCCCGCCGCGCGUCGUUUCCAAGUUCAGCUUCGGAGCAGCAGCAGCCGGCGAGGAGCGGGGACUGCAGCUUCUCACCUUUGUCGCCGCCGAUAUGAAGUCUGCAGAGGAAGAUGCAUACAGCUACACACCAAAUGUCAGCUUGUCCCUUCCGGUGGGAAUGGGCAACCCCUGUUUCGCUACCCAGUACCACACUUUACAGUCAAGCCCAGUCAUCUCAGUUUCCUCUUGCCACCAGACAGGCUACAGCCUCCAAAAUGAUAACCAUGCGGCACCAGGUUAUUACCUUCCCCACGGCCUGAGACCCAAUGGGGCCCCAGCGUUGGAAAGCCCCCGUAUUGAGAUCACUGCCUACAGCCAGUAUCCUGAGGAUGAGGUAGAGGAGAGCAGUAGCGAGGACCACAUCAUCAAGCGAGGCGUCAACUCCAUCGUGACGCUGACGCUGCCCAAUGCCGACGGCUACCGUGACCCCAGCUGCCUCAGCCCAGCAAGUAGCAUUUCCUCCCGUAGCUGUAACUCAGAGGCGUCCUCUUACGAGUCGGGCUUCUACAACUACGACAACUCCCCCCAGAACUCUCCCUGGCAAUCUCCCUGCGUUUCUCCCAAAGGCUCAUCAACGCUCAUGUCUUGCCCACAUGCCAGUGGCCCUGUCGCUCCCCCUCUCCAUUCCCCCUCCACCUCCCCUCAGAUAGGAGCCGUGGCUGAGGAAGGCUGGCCGGCACAACCCCGUGGCUCUCGGCCUAACUCCCCCUCCUGCAGCGGAGGCGGGGUCAACAACGGCGGCGUGGGCAAGAGAAAGUACAGCUUCAAUGGGACCACCUAUCGUCAGACAUCCUCCUCACCCAACCAGUCGCCCACCCCAUCCCCGCAUGGCUCCCCCAGGGUCAGUGUGUCAGAUGAUAUCUGGCAGGCCAACACCAACCAGUACACCAACUCUGCCAUUGUGGCCGCCAUCAACGCUCUAACCACCGAUGGAGUUGUAGACAUGGGGGAGGGGAUCCCCAUUAAGACGCGAAAGACCAUGCUGGACCACUCCAUGAGCCUGAAGUUGGACCCCGAUGGGGAGCUCUGCCAUGAGGACUACCCCUCCCGCCUCGCCCUCAAGAAGGAGAGCUACUGUGGAGGCUUCCUGGAUGUGCCCCAGCAUCCUUACUCCUGGUCUAAACCCAAGCCUUACCUCAGUCCGUCCCUGCCAGCUCUUGACUGGCAGCUUCCGUCGUGCUCCGGACCAUACAGCCUACAGAUCGAGGUGCAGCCCAAGUCCCACCACAGGGCCCACUAUGAGACGGAAGGCAGCCGGGGGGCCGUGAAGGCGCUGUGUGGCAGCCACCCUGUAGUACAGCUUUAUGGCUACAUGGAAAGCGAGCCGCUCACCCUGCAGCUGUUCAUAGGCACCGCAGACGACCGCCUCCUGCGCCCACAUGCCUUCUACCAGGUCCACCGCAUCACUGGCAAGACCGUCUCCACCGCCAGCCAUGAAGUCAUGCAAUCCAACACCAAAGUUCUGGAGAUCCCUCUGCUGCCCGAAAACAACAUGAGAGCAAUAAUUGAUUGUGCAGGGAUCCUGAAGCUGCGUAAUUCAGACAUCGAGCUUCGCAAAGGGGAAACCGACAUCGGACGCAAAAACACACGCGUGAGAUUGGUGUUCCGUGUGCACAUCAACCAGCCCAACGGCAGGACUUUGUCCCUUCAGGCUGCGUCCAACCCCAUUGAAUGCUCUCAGCGCUCGGCUCAGGAGCUCCCGUUGGUGGAGAAGCAGAGUGUGGAUAGUUACCUUGCCACGGGAGGCAAAAUGAUGCUCCUGAGCGGCCUAAACUUUCUCCCUGACUCCAAGGUGGUGUUCGUGGAGAAGGCGCAGGAUGGGCAUCAUCUGUGGGAGACAGAAGCCAAAGUUGACAGGGACUCCGUCAAAAAUAGUACUGUUGUUGUGGAGAUCCCGCCGUACAGGAACCAGAAAAUAUCCAGCCCCGUGCAGGUUAACUUCUACGUCUGCAACGGCAAGAGGAAGAGGAGCCAGUACCAGCGCUUCACCUACCUGCCUCCUCACGCGCCGAUAAUAAAGACAGAACCCAAUGAUGAAUAUGAUUCUCUGGGGAUUGCGAGACUGCCCAUGCAUUCAAAGCCCUAUUACAGCCGGCCCAGACUCACUCCCAUCAUGCCUGUAGCCGACCCCGAUGCCUGCCUGGUUGGUGGCUACCCUCCCUGCCCGCCUCGCCAUGCUGCCAUGCCAUCGUCGUCCCCCAGCUCCAGCCCCACCCUGCAUGACCUGUCCCCCGUGGCAUACACCAAGUGCCUCCCCAACAGCCCCACCCAUGCGGCGCAGCCAGGCCCUGCGGUGCCCCCCAUCCAGGUGACCCCUGGCCACCCCAACCUCACCCAUCCAGCAUCGCCAGACCACAGCUCACCCCUAGGGAUGCUUCAUUCUCAAGGCAGCCCCAUCCACCUCAACAGCCCAGGGCCCCACGGUUACCAUCCUAUCUAUGCCAACAGCAGUCCCUCAUCCUCCCCGGUUUCCCACCCCUCCACUCCUGGGGGCACUGCGGAGAGUCCGUUCGUUCAGGCCUACAGCCCCGGUCCGGCUCAGGCGGUGCCCGGCUCAACCCCAACCGGAAGGAGGUCACCCGGCCUGUUACCCGAAGAUGCCCGCCCCCCUUCGAUGGGCGUCACCGUCAAACAGGAGCCCCAGGAACUGGACCAGAUGUACCUAGAUGAUGUUAACGAGAUCAUCAGGAACGACCUCUCCAGCAUCUCUGUGCACACUCAUGCAUAGAUGUCCAGAGGUCUUCAGCAGCAGCACACACACACACACACACUCAAACAGCUGCGGCAUCAACACGUAGAGGACCAAAAAAACUAGAGAUCCAGAUGAAGAAGAAUACGUUUUUGUCCAUGGUUCUCCCACCUGACCAUCACCCCCCCGUCAGCUCAAAGUCACGCUGCAGACUCACAAUGACAACCACUGGCAAGCUCUAUUUCAACAAACAGAUGAAUGUUAAAUUUCCAAAAGCGGAAGUUAAAAUCAGGGGCAACGUAUACGACUACACUUGCCUUAACUUGUAGCAGAUGUUGUUUCGCGGACCAAACAGCUCAAUGAGACUGAAAUACUUCUAUCGUUGACAAAUGACAAUCUUCAUUUUGAGUGUGAUCUGUAAGUUAAUGAAUGGACAAGAUAGACAAUGGAUGUCAUGCUUCAUCAUUUUGGUUCAUUUGUUUGUGCAGUCCGUCCGCUACAACCGAAUUUGUGCCUUACAGCAGUGAAAUCGACGGAAGACAACAGCGGCCGUGACUCAAAUGGUUUUUAUAUGACUUUUUUUGCAUCAUUUCAAUGAUUUGUUUACAGGGAAACAGAAUAAGAGGCUGGAAAUCAUGUAGGGAAUCUGUGAAUAGACUAGAAAUGAAUUUUGUCUCGCUUCCUCGUCAAUAUCACAUUGUUCAUCUAUACUAAAUGUUAUUGUAUGAUAUUCUUUUGUAUAAACAUGUGUUUGGAAAUGUACUCAUGUAUGCCUUAUGCUUAUAUCAUGCAGUUUGCUAUUUAGUUGACCUUUUUUUAUUCCAUUUUUCUUUCCCUUGUAUGACUAUGUACCAUUUCUUCCCCCCUGCAUUAUGCUUUUCACCUUAGUGCCUUUUUUUGUCUUUUUUUUUUGCCUCCCACUUAGACCAUGACAUGGUCAUGCGCAGACAAUCAGAGAAAAAUAUAGUAACAUAUCCUAUGUCAGCAGUACCUGGUUACACAGGCUUAUCGAGGCAGGUAUCAGAGGAUUCGUUUCCCCCAGCUAUGAGAUAAUUAAACAACGGUAUGCUUACCUGCUGAAUUUAGAUGAGGACGCUCGGGGACAAUAUAGAUAUUUGUAUGUAACUCUUCUGCGCUGUAAGUUUGCAUGUAAAUAAGCACAGGGAUCAUCUAAGCGUGCGGCAGGCUCAGUUUUACUCGUCAUUCAGUCGAUUCCACUGAGGAGUUGGCAGGACUGUUACUCACAGCUGGCAAUAAUUGAUGUGCUUUAACCAAAGGAUUUUAUCUUUGGUGAUAUUAUUGUCCACAUUUCCUUUUUCUGUCGAAGACUUUUAGCACAGAGUGGUUCCCCGUACAAAAAACUAAAACAUUAUGCACUUUACCGUAAAAAAACAGAGCAGGUUUCCUUGCAUCCAGACCAAAUAUUUUUGAUUGAUUUCCACUGCUGGGAACAUACUUUUAGACUUCUUUCACACAGCUGCAGUCUUUUUUUUCCAUGAUACCUGCCACUUGGAGCAUGCAAAGAGUACUUACGCUGGGGAUCAUUUAACUUACAGUAUAGCUUCCUAAUACAUUUCCAGAUAUUUAGUGUAAUAGCAUGAAUAAACUGUAUGAAUAAGGUGUCUCUUUUGUGCCUUACUCUCUUUCUUGAAGAUAGUUGCAACUCUAUAAUGCUAUUCUCAUAGGCGCAAGGUGAAACAUCUUUCUCUUUAUUAUGAAAUAUUUAUGAAAUAUGAAAUGUGUUUUAAGUGCAUUUAACGUGUUCUCAACAAUGAAUUAAUAAAUGGCAUAAUGGUGACCCAUACAUUAUCGAAGUUCUCAAUCCCUUUGUUGUAUACACAUAUAUGAGCAAGUUAAAGCCUUUUUCUUUCUUCUGCUAAAAGUAAAUAUGUUUGAAUGUUUGGAUUAUAUUUUUUGCAGAAACUUAAAUGUGUUUGAGAUAGUACAUUUUGUUUAAACAAAUAGUAAAUAAAUUGGAAAUGGAUUCAGUAUUUUUCCUGAAAAAGCAUUAUCUGACUAUUUACGGCCCAUAUGGUUAUGCUUUACUUUUAAGGCCUUCACUUUAACUUGGCUGUGUGAUUUUAUUGUGUUAUAUGGCUUGACCUUAGUAAACCUCUGACUGUUCCAACCUGUACCUAAAUCUCUAAUAAAGCCUGAA